AUGGAAUACUUUAGGGAGGAUAUCAUCAAGAGCAUCCUUGAAGGGGUUGGCAAGCCGCUUAAAAUUGAUCGUACUACUACAAUGGCGGCACGGGGUUGCUUCGCAAGGGCUGCAGUCGAGAUUGAUAUUGAUAAACCUUUGGUAACUCAAGUCUGGUUUCAGGAAAAGCUCCACAUUGUCAAGUUUGAGGGAUUACAUGUGGUUUGUUUUGGCUGUGGGUUGGUCGGUCAUCGUGAAAAAUCUUGUCCACGCAACAACAAUAGCCAUAUGGGUUUUAAUGCCAUGGAUCUCAAUGCUUCCCCGGAAAUGGAGAAGGAGGGGGAGGCUCAGCAAGUUCCGGUGGCUGCCAAACCAUCUUCUUUCCCAUCACCGGAAGACCCCCUUCAUGGAUCAUGGAUGCUCGUGACACGGAAAAAAUCUAACAAGCAAUCCAAUAAGAAUAAUCAGCCUCGCAAACAGAAUAAUCCUACAGGGCGACAAAAGGGUAACAAUUUCGCCCCUGGAUCUGAUUCUGGUAAGGUGGGGAUCAAUGGUAAGAAAGACUCUUCGUCACCUCUGGAUAAGCAGAAGAGAGGUAACGCGGAUCACUCCAGAGGAAAACAACCUGCUGCCCGCCCUCCGAGAGCUGCGCAAAAGGUGACCAUGCAGAAUUCCCCUCAUUCCUCGCCCCUUCUUCAUCAGGUUAGAGAAAUUGGUGAGAGCUCUCGAGGUAAUGUUUCUCUUCCUCGUCCGGAAGCUCACGUUCCUGAAGAGGUGCAGCACGAUGUUGUGCCUUUGGCCUACCCCAUUGGUUCCUCUCCGGAACCUGGGAUAUCACCUUCGGGGAUAUCUAGGGGAGCUUCAACAACCGGGGAUUAA
Molecule: messenger RNA, 858 nt
Organism: Ipomoea nil (Japanese morning glory)
Lineage: Eukaryota; Viridiplantae; Streptophyta; Magnoliopsida; Solanales; Convolvulaceae
Exons: 1
Coding region: 1-858 (285 amino acids)
Molecular function (GO): nucleic acid binding; zinc ion binding
Source: RefSeq, a predicted model, not a curated record